GCAAUUAGAUUUUAAAACCGAAAUUGAUAUCAUUGUAUAAAACCUCUUAUGAUAUUGAUUGAAUUGUAAAUAACACUAGGGUAUAUAAAGACGGGUUUUAGUCAGCAUUCACUAAUAUAUAAGGUCAUUGUGGCAUAUGUCAAACGUAAAGUGAACUGAACAAGAUGGAGAUAUUAGACAAGAAAGUUUCUCCAGGGUACGCGCUGCAAUGUAUCAAAUCGUGUGCAGAAAACGGUGAAACUACAGCAUUGGAAGAACAUCUUAGACUUCAUAAACCUAAGCUAACAGAUGAGCUCAUUCCUGUGUUAUGCGAUGCUUUUUUACAACGCCAUGAUGGAGAAGUUAAGAUCGUACUUUCUGCACUGGACCAAGAAAUCAGAACAUACUAUAGCAAGAAUGAAAAGACUGCGACCAAUAAGUUACUGUGUUUGGCCAUCGAGAGAGGAGAUAGAGACAUCGUUUUAGAAUUGAUUGAUAAAGGUGCUAGCGUUAACGGUCAUAUAUAUGGAAAACCUCUGUUACAUAUUGCCGCCUGCCACGGACACUUCGACAUUGUUACAGAGUUGAUGAAGGCCGGAGCUGAUAUAGACAGUGUAGACAGGCGGGGCGACGGCAUCAUCCAUUCCAUAUUGACCUGUCAGCUGAAAAAUAAGGGUCCCAUGGUAUGCUGGGUAGUCAAUCUUGGUGCAAACACUCUAGUCAAAUCUUCCUCAGGAAAACUGCCAAUUCAUCUUGCUGCUAAAAACGACCGAGACGCCCUAGUCGAAAUUAUUCGACACGGACAUGACGUCAAUACUCCUGAUGACGUCAAUAAUGAAACGCCUUUGCAUAUUGCGUGUGGCGCCGUCUGUCGGGAAACUAUUCAAGAACUUAUUCACUCUGGAUGUCGCUUUAAUAUGGUAAAUAAUCUAGGAGAAACACCUUUAGCAAAACUGCUACGGUUCACCAGCAACGUUCAUGAUUUUCACACAAAAACACGACUGGGCAUAGCAAAGGUGCUAAUUUCUAUUGGAUUUCAAAUGAACAGUCAGAGUCAAAAGACAUCUAGAGGUUAUAGUAAAGGACGAGACAAAUGCUAUGAUAGAUAUGUCUCCCUCAAAAUGUCCUUAAAUACACCUCCAUCAUUACAGACCUUGGCUCGACGGACGGUGAGAGACUCGCUUACACCGGGUUCAAAUUUACAAAAAGAAAUAAACAAACUUGAUAUCCCUAAGAAUCUCAAAUGGUUUAUAAUGUUUCAGGAUUGGAAACUUUAGACUAGUUUUCUUUACUAUCAAAUAAUUACUCACACCGUUGUUAAAUUCAUCUCAGAAUGCGCAGAUUGUUUUUAUCUUAGCCUUAACCAAAUGUGUUUAAAACUUGCAUUAUGUUCUUAUACUCACGGGCAUUUUUAUUUAUUUCAUCACAAGCUAGUCGAAUUAUUAAAGUCAAAUUUAAUACAUGUUAUAUACAAGUU
This is a messenger RNA of Mercenaria mercenaria, 1456 nucleotides long. RefSeq names its product ankyrin repeat, PH and SEC7 domain containing protein secG-like. The coding region runs from base 165 to 1256 and encodes 363 amino acids. The record is from RefSeq and is a predicted model, not a curated record. NCBI's taxonomy places the organism in Eukaryota, Metazoa, Mollusca, Bivalvia, Venerida, Veneridae. The transcript has 3 exons. Gene Ontology annotation, molecular function: protein binding. Gene Ontology annotation, biological process: intracellular signal transduction.